CUUUUCGAUUUCCUGGUAGUGAUUCCUCACCGAUAGACUCUCGCUACUGCUACGGUGUCGUGCGUUUGUUUGCGCUUCAAGUCUACAGUGUCGCUUCUCACGUUCAGCGUUGCCAACCACGAAGUCAACAUUGACGGUCCGCCAACUUCCCAUUUUUAGGAGAGACGAGAUUCUCGCACGAAGCAGUCCAGCAGAAUGUGGGAGGACCUCGAACUCGAUCCCGAACGGAUUCCAACGUUCAAGUUGAUUUUCCAUUCCCUUCAAAUUCUCUUUGCCUUCAUCCUAUGGUGUAUCGAGAUUGCCGUCUUCCGAGAUUCCAAGUCAAAAAUUGUGGGCAACAAUGGUUGGACCUUCGGAGUGGUCUUCCUAUCAGUGCCGGCGUGGAUCUACCUGAUGAUGGCCCCGCGGUUCCCACGCACCCGAAAGAUCGCCCAACCAUACGCCAUGCUGGCAGUCGACGCGUGCUUCACCGUCAUCUGGCUCUCGGCCUUCUCCACCCAGGCCGCCUACAACACGUCCAACCUCUGCGGCAACGCCUGCGGCAUGAGCAAGGCCAUUGUCGGGCUUGGGGUUUUCGUCUUCCUGUUCUUCUGCGCAACGACGUUCCUCAGCAUAUGGACCUUGAAAUACUACCAAUGGAACCACCGGCUACCGGGAUACGACCGCGCCCAGCUCAAGGACCAGAACAUUGACCCGGACAAGGCCGCCUUCUCGAUGGCGCCGCACGACGAAGAGGCAUACGCCCCCGUCAACCUCUCCGAACAUGAUCACGACGACCCGCACAGCGGUCCACACUACGCCGGCGCGCACUCCGAUUACUCAGACCCGUACGGGCCCACGGUCGGCAGCCAGGUCGGCGGCGCACGCUCGGAUUACUCAGACCCAUACGGCCCCGCGGGUGGCAGCCAGGUCGGCGCCGCCAGCACAGUUAGCAGCUACCAUGACAACCCCUUUCGGCAGCAGGAGGCCAACCCGUUCGACAAUGACGCCGAUUAUCACUCUGGGAGGGUGUCUGCUGCGGGAUCCGGGUAUGCGAAGCCGACGGCGACUGACGAAUUUGAUGAUGCGAGGUUUCCUCAUGCCAACUAUGAUCGGAUCGAGCGGUUAUGAUGAUAGGACCCGGCUUGGCCAAUUGGGCAGCGAAUGAAUAGGGGUCCGGGCAGAGGACGGCACGCAUUAUGUAAGCUAAACGGCAAUCGCUAUGUGCUUGGGUUAAUGGUUGUGCAUUUUGGCUUCAUCGCUUGGUUUGGGAUGUAUCUGGAUAGCAUUGAUCUGGUUUAGUUUUGGUGUUGCCGGCGUCAUAGAGGGUAUAUUAAAGAGAUACCAUGGACAUGGCAAUUUUUAGUUCGUAUUUCCAACCCAUUUCGAGAUCUGC
Messenger RNA from Parathielavia appendiculata, 1375 nucleotides. RefSeq lists its product as uncharacterized. The record is from RefSeq and is a predicted model, not a curated record. The coding region runs from base 196 to 1110 and encodes 304 amino acids. Lineage: Eukaryota; Fungi; Ascomycota; Sordariomycetes; Sordariales; Chaetomiaceae. The transcript has 3 exons.